Physcomitrium patens is the source of this 861-nucleotide messenger RNA. RefSeq names its product anaphase-promoting complex subunit 10. The record is from RefSeq and is a predicted model, not a curated record. Gene Ontology annotation, cellular component: anaphase-promoting complex. Gene Ontology annotation, biological process: anaphase-promoting complex-dependent catabolic process; protein K11-linked ubiquitination. Lineage: Eukaryota; Viridiplantae; Streptophyta; Bryopsida; Funariales; Funariaceae.
AGCGCCGGCUUGUUUGCGUCUUGUGAGCCCGGUUGUGGCGUGGAGGAAGUUUUUUGAGGUUGCAGGUGUGGGACGAAGAAUUUGGUGGCGAGUUUGGGAGGGUUGUAGAAAAAUCACGGAAGAGAAAGAGGAAGGGGAAGAAGAAGGAGAAGGAGGAGGAGAGGGAGCAAAAUGCCGGUCGAGAGCGUGUUGGUAGAGGCAGAGACGGUGGAAAAGGAGGACGAAGGAGAGAAGCGGGAGAUUGGGAAGCUGGCAGCAUGGACAGUGAGCUCAAAUAAGCCGGGGAAUGGAGUUGAAAUGCUGCGAGAUAACAAUCUCUUGACCUAUUGGCAAUCUGAUGGCUCGCAACCACACCUUGUCAAUAUUCAAUUCCCGAAGAAAGUUCGACUACAGCAAGUUGCGCUUUUCGUGGAUUUCAAGGUCGAUGAGAGUUACACCCCGAACAAGAUAUCAAUUCGAGCUGGCAAUUCUUUUCAUGAUCUUCGGGAAAUAAAGGUCAUAGACCUUAUGGAGCCCAUGGGCUGGGUUAACAUCUCAUUGUGCAAGAAUGAUUCCAAAGACUUUUUGCGUGCAUUUUUCGUGCAGUUGGCAGUCUUGUCAAAUCAUCAGAAUGGAAGAGAUACCCACAUUCGGCAGAUUAAGAUCUAUGGCCCUCGCCAAACGGCUGUAAUUGGGCAGCCCUUUGAGUUUACUACGAUUGAGUUUAGUUCACGCUCCACUAUCCGCUAGCUUGCAAAACAAGCACCCCACGGAACAAAAUUUAGGUCCUGAAAAAUGAUUAUCCUCUUUAAAUGUAACAUACUUUUUUUUAUACAUUUUUGUUUUUUUUAAUCUUUUUUUAAUCUUAAUUUCUUCAUUUAA